Messenger RNA from Zea mays, 2073 nucleotides. NCBI's taxonomy places the organism in Eukaryota, Viridiplantae, Streptophyta, Magnoliopsida, Poales, Poaceae. The record is from RefSeq and is a predicted model, not a curated record.
UCGGAAAGGUGACACUGGCAGCCGCAGACAGGGAGAGCCCCCACCUAGACGACGCGCGGAAAAAAAAUCAGCCACUGCCGUCGCCCGGCCUGGCCGCGCAAUUUAAUCCCCGCCAUUCCUCCACCUCCCUCCAUUUUGCCGCCGCUGCCGCUCCAGCACCAGCCUGCUCCGGCGCAGCACCUCAGCCCAGGCGCCCAUCGCUUCGCCAGUCUCAUACGGCCAUGGACCGCGGCGGCCACGCGGCGCUGCUGCUGCUGCUGCUGGCGCUGGCGGUGAUCCCCGUGACGGGCGCCGCCGGCGCGGCGUUCCUGGAGGAGGACGCGAUCCUGGGCGCCGUGGAGCGCGCGAUGAUGCGCGGCGGCGGGGGGAAGGGCGCCGCGACCGCGAACGCGAGCGGGAGGCACCAGCACCGGCGCCAGCGCUACGGCGUGGGGGCGCCGUGGAGGGAGGAGAUCGCGGGGCUGGCGGGGCGGCCCGAGCUGGCGGCGUGGCUGCGCUCGGUGCGGCGCCGGAUCCACGAGCGCCCCGAGCUGGCGUACGAGGAGGUGGAGACCAGCCGCCUGGUCCGCGACGAGCUGGGCGCGCUGGGCGUCGGGUUCCGCCACCCCGUCGCGCGCACCGGCGUCGUCGCCACGCUCGGCACCGGCCGCCCGCCCGUCGUCGCGCUCCGGGCCGACAUGGACGCGCUGCCCAUCCAGGAGGCCGUGGAGUGGGAGCACAGGAGCCGGGUCCCCGGGAAGAUGCACGCGUGCGGCCACGACGCGCAUGUGGCCAUGCUGCUCGGCGCCGCCAGCAUCCUCAAGGCUCGCGAGCACCAACUCAAGGGCACGGUGAAGCUUCUGUUCCAGCCGGCGGAGGAGUCGGGCUGCGGCGCGAAGCGGAUGAUCGAGGACGGCGCGCUGGAGGGCGUGGAGGCCAUCUUCGCCGUGCACGUGUCGCACCAGCACCCGACGUCCGUGGUCGGGUCCAGGACGGGGGCCCUCCUCGCCGGCUGCGGCUUCUUCAAGGCCGUGAUACGCGGCGGCGGCGGCGGCGGCGACCGGGCGUCCGACCCCGUCGUCCUGGCCGCCGCCUCCACCGUCAUCAGCCUGCAGGGCAUCGUCUCCCGCGAGGCGGACCCGCUGGACUCGCAGGUGGUGUCGGUGGCGGUGGUGAACGGCGGCAGCGAGCAGGCCCAGCCUCAGGAGCAGGAGCUGGUGCUGGGCGGCACGUUCCGCGCCUUCUCCAACGCCAGCUUCUACCAGCUGCGGCGGCGGAUCGAGGAGGUGGUCACGGCGCAGGCGCGCGUGCACGGGUGCGCCGCGUCCGUCGACUUCUUCGAGGGCCAGAGCUUCUACCCGCCAACGGUGAACGACGCGCGCAUGUACGCCCACGUGCGGCGCGUGGCGACCGACCUCCUGGGCGCGCAGGCGUACCGCGACGUGCCGCCCAUGAUGGGCGCCGAGGACUUCUCCUUCUACUCGCAGGCCGUGCCCGCCGGGUUCUACUACAUCGGGGUGCGCAACGAGACGCUGGGAUCCGUGCACACGGGCCACUCCCCCUACUUCAUGAUCGACGAGGACGUGCUCCCCACCGGCGCAGCCGUGCACGCCGCCAUCGCCGAGAGGUUCCUCGCCGAACACGACUCCAUCAUGGGCGUGGCCGCCUCCGACGACCAGGACCCCUAGGCCGAGCGCGGUGGGAACCGCGUGGGGAGUUUGGCCCCGUCGCUCGGUCGGCACGGCAGGGAUGGUGGCGGAAUGCGGGCUCGGGCUGCUUUUUAGAUUUUGUGGCCGAUGGGCUCUUGGUGGGCCGACCUGUCCGCGGGCUGACGUGCCCACGGUUCAGGUUUUUUUUCCCUCCGUGUUCCGUUUGGGCGAGCAAGGAAAGGAACCAUGCUGUGCUGGUGCAGUGAUGCUGAUGCAAAUAGUAGGCUGCUCUACGUAUGUGUUUUUGUCCCUUUUUGGGAUGUCCUGAAAACUCAUGAUGUAUAGCACGGUAGCUCCUGCCUACUUGGUAGCAGGACCUCUCUGGCUGCCACGCAUGUUUAUGCACUUUCCUCUUUAUUAUUAUAUCAAUCUAUUAUUACACGGA